This is a messenger RNA of Eriocheir sinensis (Chinese mitten crab), 351 nucleotides long. RefSeq names its product methyl-CpG-binding domain protein 2-like. The transcript is spliced from 3 exons. NCBI's taxonomy places the organism in Eukaryota, Metazoa, Arthropoda, Malacostraca, Decapoda, Varunidae. Bases 1 to 351 code for a protein of 116 amino acids. The record is from RefSeq and is a predicted model, not a curated record.
AUGUCACUGGGCCGCAGCAGCAACACCAGCAGCAGCAGCAGCAGCAGCAGCAGUGUGGCAGCGCGGGGCGACCCUCCAGCGGCAGCACCAAGACACGACUGGCCGCCGCCCCUGAGGCCCGGCGGGCGGCGGGCGGCAGGGCAGGGCAGGGGCAGGUCACCAGGCCGGGGUGGGUCACGGCAGGCAGGACCCGGGCAGGCUGGCGGGGCUGGCGUGGGCGGUGGCGGCGGUGGCGGCGGCACGCAGGUGUGUCGCGGAGGCUCAGGUAAACUCAGGCUGGUGAAAGUAAGUGCCAAUACCAAGCAGGCAGCAGAAGACCCUACGAACAGCAGGAGCCUUGAGGAUGCCUGA